AUGGUCUCCUUCAAGGUUCCAGUCUUCUUCCUCGCUCUUGCCGCCCAAGCGCUUGGACAAGGCCAAAAUGGAGACGUCACUUGCAGCACGCGAUACUCGACGAAAUCGGUCAAGACGGUGACGACCAAGACGUCGACUCGAUAUACUACGGUGACGCACACCGAGCGGGUCCCCAAGAUCCAGACCAUCACGCCGGCUCAGUCAACUACGAUUACCAGCACCUUCUACGAGACGGCGGAUGGCGGUACCAUCACGGUGGUAUCUACCGAGCUUAGUACUGUUACGACAACUUCUACGUCAACCUCGACGGUGCCAACCCCGGCCGGAUUUACCCCCGUUGUGCCCAUGCCCGAUAACGGGGCGUCACCGUUGAUCAGAGCACGUAGACAUGAACAGAGCAAGCCGGCGGUUCACCGACGAGAUGCCAGUACGCUCCAGGUCAACUCCGGUGAUCGGCAGUUCAUUCGGCCCCCUUUCCAAGUCGCCGUCAAUUGCUUAUCCGUGGUUACUCGAACGGUCACCAAAACAGUUUACACCACGACUCCAUACACGACGACUGCUCCUCAGCAGACCAAAACAACCACCGCUGUAAUUACGUCCUCGACGACUGUGACUAAAUAUCCUUCCGGUGGCAGCUCGUCAACAGUGACCGUGAUUGUAUCUACCACGCUCACGACAACAGAAACUCAUACUACAACCUCCACCACUACCAUUCCUGUGUCCUACACAACUGUGGUACCGGCUGCUCGGCCAGUAUAUGAAGCCUGCAACGCUCGUAACAUAUACGGCGGCUCAGGUCUCCGAUACCCCGAUAGGUUCUCCUUUUCGGAUAUCAAUUUUGACGGAUCCGAAGGCUACACCCCGUAUGAAUGCUGCGUCAGGUGCCAGGAGGCGGGCCCCAGCUGCGUGGGAACUCUCUACGUAUCUGGUGCCGCCUUGAAACCCCGAGAACGAUACCGACUGCGGCUGCUCGAGAACGCCAUGACCUCAAACACCGGCAUUGGAAACGACCGCUUCAAUGCCGAGGCCACGGCAUGGGAUAGCAAUCCGUUUGUCCACGAAAUGAGCCUUGAAGCGUGGAAAGCCAUCCAACGCUAUUUGCCGUCUCUAUUCAGUGAUAGCGCCUCCAGGAAGCCCGAUGUUCUCGAAGUCGGCUGCGGUACUGGACUGCUGAGCCUGGAAGUUGCACCUUCUGCGAACCGGCUCGUUGCCGUGGACUCCGCGGGGGAUGAUCGAGAAGUUUUACUCGAAGACCCGGAGGACAAACGGCUUCCACCGAUUGACUUAGCUGAUCCCGACGGCCCGAGGCUCAAGUACGAUCUGAUCACCUCACACCUUGUCUUACAUCACAUUACGGACCUACAGUCGGUUCUAAAGACAAUGUUUGGGUGUCUUAAGAAAGGAGGCGUCGUCGCCCUGACGGAUUUCGAAGACUUUGGCCCCGAGGCUAGAAAAUUUCAUCCCGAGUCCAAGAUGGAAGGGGUAGAGCGCCACGGCAUCCCGCGCGAUUGGAUGGCGAGCCUCAUGGAAGAAGCAGGGUUCACGAACGUCCGAGUAGAAGUGGCGUGGGACCAUGUGAAAAUAGUAGAGGCACGUCCCGGAGAGUUCCAGGGUGGGAUUCCGAGCGCGGGGCAAGGGGAGUUGAUGAAGUUCACGUACUUGAUAUGCCUUGGUGAGAAGCCUUGA
Messenger RNA from Parascedosporium putredinis, 1686 nucleotides. NCBI's taxonomy places the organism in Eukaryota, Fungi, Ascomycota, Sordariomycetes, Microascales, Microascaceae. The record is from the annotation of a GenBank genome assembly.